Striga hermonthica is the source of this 753-nucleotide messenger RNA. The record is from the annotation of a GenBank genome assembly. NCBI's taxonomy places the organism in Eukaryota, Viridiplantae, Streptophyta, Magnoliopsida, Lamiales, Orobanchaceae.
AUGUGUGCUUCAUUCCUCGGAUUACAGCCGUCGACCAGCAACACCCUCCUCGCCACCAAAUCAACCUCAAUACCUAUGGCCGCAUCACCGUCAGCGUACCAGAAACUUGUAUCCGUCGGCACCAAAAUCGUCGCCGUCGGCCGGAAUUACGCCGCUCACGCGAAAGAACUCGGAAACGCCGUACCUAAGGAACCUGUGCUUUUUCUGAAGCCUACGUCGUCGUAUUUGGAAAAUGGCGGGACGAUUGAGGUGCCAGAGCCGCUAGAGUCGCUGGAUCACGAGGUUGAGCUGGCGGUGGUCAUUAGUCAACGAGCUCGUGACGUGCCAGAAGCCAAGGCCAUGGAUUACAUUGGAGGUUACGCUCUUGCUUUGGACAUGACUGCUAGGGAAAUCCAAUCUACUGCUAAGUCGGCAGGUCUACCAUGGUCUGUGGCUAAAGGCCAAGAUACGUUCACGCCUAUCAGCUCUGUUUUACCAAAGUCUAAGUUUCCAGACCCUCACAAUGUAGAACUAUGGUUAAAGGUUGAUGGGGAAAUACGGCAGAAGGGAUCUACAAGUGAUAUGAUAUUUAAGAUCCCAUUCUUGAUUAGCCACAUAAGUUCUAUCUUUACGCUACUUGAGGGUGAUGUAAUCCUGACAGGGACUCCACAAGGUGUUGGCCCAGUUAAGAUGGGACAAAAAAUCGAGGCUGGAAUAACGGGACUUUUGGAUGUGCACUUUGACGUUGAGAGACGCCACAGAGUGAGGCAUUAA